Messenger RNA from Chiloscyllium plagiosum (whitespotted bambooshark), 1663 nucleotides. NCBI's taxonomy places the organism in Eukaryota, Metazoa, Chordata, Chondrichthyes, Orectolobiformes, Hemiscylliidae. The record is from RefSeq and is a predicted model, not a curated record.
CCCCCUCCUUAGAUUAGAUCAGCCACCAGUUGCAGUUCAGCCUCCCUCCAGCGGUAGCGCUGUCUCUCCCGGUCCCCCUCCUUAGAUUAGAUCAGCCACCAGUUGCAGUUCAGCCUCCCUCCAGCGGUAGCGCUGUCUCUCCCGCUCCCCUCUGCCUCCUCUCAUGCUCCGCCGCUUGGCCGUCCGGAGCCGGUCUACCGUAGCUGCCGCGGCCGGGUUGCUGUCGCUGUCCCCCGGGGCGUGGUGCUGCACUCGGUCGGUGUGCGUGUCAGCGCCGGGUCUCCAGAAGCAGAAGCCGCUGUGGCAGCGCGUGUCCCGCGUGAUGGAGGGAGACGCGGGCCGUGGGGAGCAGGUUCUGGCGCCGCUCAGGCUGGCGGUGCGGGAGCAGGGUGAACUUGUUCGGAAACUUAAAGCAGAGAAUUUUCCACAGGUGGAUGUCGAUAAAGCUGUGGCCGAGCUUAAAGCUCGGAAAAGGAUCCUGGAGGCUAAGGAGCUGGCUCUGCAGCCAAAGGAUGACAUAGUUGACCGAACAAAAAUGGAGGAUACCCUAAAGAGGAGGUUUUUCUAUGAUCAAGCUUUUGCGAUAUAUGGAGGUGUGAGUGGCCUGUAUGACUUUGGCCCUGUCGGCUGUGCUCUGAAGAACAACAUCCUGCAGAUCUGGCGGCAGCAUUUCAUCCAGGAGGAGCAGAUUCUGGAGAUUGACUGCACGAUGCUGACUCCUGAACCUGUCCUGAAAACAUCUGGACAUGUGGAUAAGUUUGCUGACUACAUGGUGAAGGACGUGAAGAAUGGGGAAUGUUUCCGUGCUGAUCAUCUGUUGAAAGCUCACCUGCAGAAACUGAUGUCCGAUAAGAAGUGCUCAGCAGAGAAGAAAGCCGAGAUGGAAAAUGUCAUCACUCAGCUGGAUAAUUACAGCCAACAGGAAUUAACGGAUCUCUUUGUGAAAUAUAACGUCAAGUCUCCAGUCACGGGGAACGAUUUGUCUCCACCUAUCUCCUUCAAUCUGAUGUUCCAGACAUCCAUUGGACCAGGAGGGAACAUGCCAGGGUACCUCAGACCAGAAACAGCCCAGGGAAUCUUCCUGAACUUUAAACGGCUGCUGGAGUUUAACCAGGGAAAGCUUCCCUUUGCUGCUGCACAGAUAGGAAAUUCAUUUCGGAAUGAGAUUUCUCCACGAUCAGGGCUCAUCCGUGUCAGAGAAUUCACGAUGGCAGAAAUUGAGCAUUUUGUGGAUCCCAAUGAGAAGACCCACCCUAAGUUUGAAGCUGUGGCAGAUUUACAGAUCCUGCUGUACUCCAGCCAAGCUCAGACUAGCGGGCAGUCAGCACGGACUAUGCGACUCGGCGAUGCUGUUGAACAGCGCAUCAUCAAUAACUCGGUGCUGGGUUACUUCAUUGGACGGAUUUACCUCUUCCUGCUGAAGGUGGGUGUAUCGGCUGGAAAGCUGCGUUUCCGGCAGCACAUGGACAAUGAGAUGGCGCACUACGCCUGUGACUGCUGGGAUGCUGAGGCCAAAACCUCUUACGGCUGGAUCGAGAUAGUUGGCUGUGCUGAUCGAUCCUGCUAUGAUCUCGCCUGUCAUGCCAGAGCCACCAAAGUGCCUCUAGUGGCUGAAAAGGCUUUGAAGGAGCCUAUAUCCUUUGCAUAGCAAGAAGCAUUGCAC